Molecule: messenger RNA, 750 nt
Organism: Protobothrops mucrosquamatus (brown spotted pit viper)
Lineage: Eukaryota; Metazoa; Chordata; Lepidosauria; Squamata; Viperidae
Gene: PABPN1
Product: poly(A) binding protein nuclear 1
Exons: 5
Coding region: 39-641 (200 amino acids)
Molecular function (GO): RNA binding
Source: RefSeq, a predicted model, not a curated record
CCCAGGAGCUGGAAGCCAUUAAAGCCAGGGUACGCGAGAUGGAGGAAGAGGCCGAGAAAUUGAAGGAGCUGCAAAAUGAAGUCGAGAAACAGAUGAACAUGAGCCCCCCACCCGGCAACGCUGGCCCGGUCAUCAUGUCUUUGGAAGAAAAGAUGGAAGCCGACGCCAGAUCUAUAUACGUAGGAAAUGUAGAUUAUGGGGCCACUGCAGAAGAAUUGGAAGCCCACUUCCAUGGUUGCGGUUCCGUCAACCGCGUGACGAUCCUGUGCGACAAAUACACAGGCCAUCCGAAGGGGUUCGCCUACAUUGAAUUUUCCGACAAGGAGUCGGUGCGGACUUCGUUAGCGUUAGACGAAUCCCUCUUCAGGGGGAGACAGAUCAAGGUGAUUCCCAAACGGACCAACCGCCCAGGCAUCAGCACCACAGACCGAGGCUUUCCCCGGACCCGGUACCGAGGGCGAGGAUCCGGCUACAGCAGUUCCAGGGCCCGUUUCUACAGUGGCUUCAGCAGUCGUCCGCCCCGAGGGCGUGCAUACAGGUCUGACCCAAAGGGGAAGGUGGGGGAAGUGGGGAACCGAUCCACCCUAGGUCAGACACACGCUCGCAGACGGCCAGGGAACGGAGCUCCUGGAUUAGAGUAGCGAUCCCGGGCUUAAAACCUCUUGGCAUCUCUUUUUAUUGAUCACCUGAAACAGACCAAUGAAAGGGAUCCUGCAAGCCAGAAUACAGCUGGUCCUCGGCUUAUAACAG